Solanum stenotomum is the source of this 374-nucleotide messenger RNA. RefSeq names its product conserved oligomeric Golgi complex subunit 8-like. Lineage: Eukaryota; Viridiplantae; Streptophyta; Magnoliopsida; Solanales; Solanaceae. Gene Ontology annotation, cellular component: COG complex. Gene Ontology annotation, biological process: intra-Golgi vesicle-mediated transport. The transcript is spliced from 2 exons. The coding region runs from base 18 to 374 and encodes 118 amino acids. The record is from RefSeq and is a predicted model, not a curated record.
CAGGUGUCUCUGCGGCAAUGAAUGAAUUACGACCUUGUGCUCCCUUGAGUUUAAAACAUGUGCUUGCACAAGAACUGGCGAAAGGAUUGCAGGCUGUUUCUGAUGCUUUACUGAGAUAUAACACUACUCGCAUGCUUCGAGAAAACGAGUCUCUGCUUUUCCUAUCACUAUGUCGAGCAUUUAUUGAGGUUGCUUUCCCACACAGUGUUACUUGUUUUGGUCGUUGUUAUCCGGGUGGAGCUCCUCUUAUAGCCGAUGCCACAACUCUAUUCGACGGAAUUAGCCGAUUAUUGGCAACCUCUUCCUCCAGAGAACUUCCAAAACCAGUUCGUAAUUCAGAGGCCAAUAGUAUAUCAGAAAAUGGCGAUGUGUAA